This is a messenger RNA of Melampsora larici-populina 98AG31, 1692 nucleotides long. RefSeq lists its product as uncharacterized. The transcript has 3 exons. The coding region runs from base 1 to 1692 and encodes 563 amino acids. The record is from RefSeq and is a predicted model, not a curated record. NCBI's taxonomy places the organism in Eukaryota, Fungi, Basidiomycota, Pucciniomycetes, Pucciniales, Melampsoraceae.
AUGGCCGAGGUUCUUGUACUAGAAGACAACGGCAAAUCUUAUGAAGGCGGCCUUUUAUCCGAUGUUACUUACAGGUUCUUUAAUCAUGGCUACCUACUGACGACUUCAAUGUACUGCGAAAAACUUGAACGAUUUGUACCAGUCCUUCUAUCGUGGAUUAAUGGCCUCUCUAAAGCUCAUUACAAGGUUCAUUUCAAAACAUUAUUAGUCCAGAUCAGCACGACCUCAAAAAGUGAUAAACAGAAGAGAAGAUUAUGCGAACAAGUAGUGGAUUUCUCUCAAGCUCAAAAGGUUGGAUUCAUGGAGGCAUAUAUGGAAGUAUUUGACGUGGAUAGAGACAAAGCUCUGUCAAAGUUGCAUGGCUGCAAGCAGCAUUUCAGCCAGGCCAUCACUCGAAUCAAGAACAAUUGCAACAUUGUCCGAUUUGAUCUGAAGGACAUUUGGGUGGAAAAAUGUAUGGCUUUACUGGAACCCAACACUCUGGGAAAAACUCUGGACGACAAGUUUGCCAAGUUGUACUUUACAUUUCCUAACGCAAAGAGAUGGCUUGAUUGGUGGUGCAUCGCCGAUACCCAAUCUAUGUUGUUUCCUGGUCGCAAGAGAAUGCCCUUGGAUGAUCCGCCUUUGAAUGCCGACGAAAGCAAGGAGGACGAACCUGAACCUCAACGUCGAAAAGGAUCAAACAACCGCCCGGAAUUGCAUUCAACUACAAACGGGCAAGAGUCAAUGCAUAGGGUGUACUACUUACUAUGUAAAGGGAAAUGUGGCGUCAUUCCAGGCUUGAUACAGCUUCUAGCUUUCGUGCAAAGCUUGGAACGAGAUUUCCAUAACACCCGGAUAGGUGUUUUGAUUACUUACGGUUCGUCACAAAAAAAUUGGGAGGAGCUGGUCAAAGGCUUAAAGAUGAAGAAGCCGACCAAACGACGCUACCUUGAAAACGACGGCCGACCUCCGGAUACUACCGAUGAACUUCUUGGUAAUAUCAAGACCAAGAGCGCUAAAGGCCGCGCUAAACAAGUGGCUAAAGGCCCAGGCCGUCCGAGGGGCUCGCAAAACAUCAAUCGAGCCCCCUUGACAACUUAUCAGUCGUAUACUAAAGGUAUACAACCUGGAACUAAGAACAGGUGUUGGCAAAGUGCCACACUGGAGUCUCUCUACGCGCUAUUUGGACCUCUGUGGAGCCUCAAUGCUUCAGUCAACGGCACCGGUCUAGUCCAUCUACUUUAUAAUCACCUAACCAAGCGAAGCACGGCCCAACUUGAAGGGAAAAACCUUUCCAAGUCGCUUUCAGCACACCAGAACACGAUUCACAAGGCGCUCACAAAACUGUCUCCCACAUCUUACAUACCGGAUCAAUUUGCAUCGGCUGACCAGUUUAUGGAGAAACUAGUCCAUCCUGGUCCCAACUCUCUUAGACCCUUCUUUGAAAUUCCGAUUGUCAAGACUUACUCCUGCCCUGUGAAUGCCGGCCAUACUUAUUCAAAAUCAUCUUCAAUAGCUUGUAUCCAGAUAUUUCCAUAUAAAUUUGUCGAAGCUGGACUGUCUUACGGCGAUUUAGGACAAUUGAUUGAUCAAAUGACCACUGACGGUAUCUCAACGGACAGUGGUCUGGUCUGUCGACGAUGUCAUCCAGAAACCAAAGAAGAAAAAGAUGCAUACAUCGAUGCCGACAUAGUAUUGCUGUCAGCCUGA